UAUGACAAAUAUCUCUUUUGUGUGUCCCGUUGGAAAGUACAAACCUGAGAAGGGUAAUUCAAUAUGCAUCUCUUGCCCGGCUUAUUCCGAAUCGACUGCUCCUGGUUCCAGGAUUUGUCAAUGUAAAAUCGGAUACUACAGAAAUAAGAAUGAUGAUGAUAAUAUGUCUUGCACACGCCCUCCAUCUGAACCCCGGAACUUACAGACUGAGAGUGUCGAUCAACGUCAAGCAGUGCUCACUUGGCUACCACCAGAAGAUAAUGGACGCAGUGACUUAUAUUAUAAGGUGGUGUGUCACGAUUGUGGACCCAACGUGUCCUAUGAACCAAGUUCUGAAGUGACGGAUACUCGCGUAACUCUUAACAAUUUGGAUACCAGCAGCGACUAUCGAGUAAUUGUUUAUGCACUCAACGGCGUCUCCGAACAAGCGGGGCAAGAAUCUAUGAAAUCAACCUUGAUUACCGUCCGGACGAGUGAUGCCCGUUAG
Dimorphilus gyrociliatus is the source of this 487-nucleotide messenger RNA. The record is from the annotation of a GenBank genome assembly. NCBI's taxonomy places the organism in Eukaryota, Metazoa, Annelida, Polychaeta, Dinophilidae.